AUGUUGAUAACCUUAAAAAGUGUUUUAGUAGUCUCUCUGCUAGACAGGGUUUGUUUUUCACAUAUAUCACAGGAAUUCCCUACAAUUGAAACUUUUGGAAAUAAAUUCUUUUUUUCUGAUACUGGUGAUCAAUUCUUUAUUAAAGGAAUAGCUUAUCAACCAAAACCACAAAGUUUUAAGGAAAUAAAUACACUAACAAAUAUAGAAGAAAACCAGGAAGAGGAAUAUAUUGUUGAAAAUAACAUUGAAUACAUUGAUCCUCUAGGAAGCCCAAGCAUCUGUUUACGUGAUAUUCCGUAUUUUGAAAGACUAGGUAUAAAUACUAUUCGAGUAUAUGCUAUUGACCCACUACAAAAACAUGAUAUAUGUAUGAAUGCUUUGAUGAAUUCAGGAAUAUACGUUAUUUUAGAUUUAUCUGAACCUAACAUUUCUAUUAAUAGAGAUAGUCCUACUUGGGAUACAACGAUUUGGAAUAGAUAUAAGGCUGUAAUUGAUUCAAUGCACACAUACAAAAAUAUUCUUGGAUUUUUUGCAGGAAACGAAGUUACAAACGAUUUAAGCACUACAGAAGCUAGUACAUUUGUAAAAGCUGCCAUUAGAGAUACAAAAAAUUAUAUUAGAGAAAAACAAUAUAGAAAUAUACCUGUUGGAUACUCUACAAACGAUGACAUCAAUACAAGAGAAUCGUUAUCUAAGUUUUUUAUUUGUGGUGACGUUAAAGUGGAUUUCUAUGGAAUAAAUAUGUAUGAAUGGUGUGGAUACUCUUCUUUUGAAAUCAGUGGUUAUAAAGAAAGGACACAAGAGUUUAAGAAUUAUCCAGUUCCAAUAUUUUUUUCUGAAUUUGGAUGUAAUUUGAUAAGACCAAGACCUUUUACAGAAAUAAAAGCACUUUUUGGAUCACAAAUGGCAAAUGUUUGGUCUGGUGGGAUUGUGUACAUGUAUUUUGAAGAAGAAAACAAAUAUGGUGUUGUUCAACUGAAUGAGGAGGAUCAAAGUGUUCAUGAGUUGGAUGAUUUUGAAACACUUUCCAGUGCUUUUAAUAAAGUAUCUCUACAAAAAUUUAACAAAGAAAAUUAUACUAAAGAGUUAGGAAAUAAGAAUAAUUUUUCUAUCAACUGUCCAAGUUUAUCUCCAUUUUGGAAAGCCAAUGAAAAAUUACCACCGACACCAAAUGAAGAUAUAUGCUCAUGUAUUGAUACAAAUUUACCCUGCGUUAUUGUACCUUCAAAGGAAAAUGUUAAUUAUGAAAGUAUGUUCGAGUACCUUUGUGGUGAGGUUGAUUGUACAGAUAUAAAAUCGGAUGGGUUUCUAGGUUAUUAUGGUGAGUUUUCGGGUUGCUCAACAGAACAAAAGUUGUCACUGGAAAUAUCGAAACUCUAUAUGCAAAGAAAUGAAAACAUAAAUAUAUGUCCCUUUGAUUCCAAAGGGGUAACUUUUAAAAAAAUCCCUAAGAAAAAAAAAACUUCUAAUAUUAACAAAGAAGCUGAUAUAUGUUCAAAUAUUCUUAAAAAAAUAAAUAAUAAUCAAGAAAAAAAAAUAGAAGGUACUAAUUCAGAGAAAACAACUGUGACAUACUCGAAAGCAAAUAUUUUAAAAUUGGGUUCUAAAUUAACUUUUUUAAUUUAUAAAUUAUAUAUAUUAACUCUAUUUUUUUAG
Molecule: messenger RNA, 1656 nt
Organism: Arxiozyma heterogenica
Lineage: Eukaryota; Fungi; Ascomycota; Saccharomycetes; Saccharomycetales; Saccharomycetaceae
Gene: GAS2
Product: 1,3-beta-glucanosyltransferase
Exons: 1
Coding region: 1-1656 (551 amino acids)
Biological process (GO): fungal-type cell wall (1->3)-beta-D-glucan biosynthetic process; fungal-type cell wall organization
Cellular component (GO): plasma membrane
Molecular function (GO): 1,3-beta-glucanosyltransferase activity
Source: RefSeq, a predicted model, not a curated record